Eufriesea mexicana is the source of this 8273-nucleotide messenger RNA. RefSeq names its product Collagen type IV alpha 1 (gene Col4a1). Gene Ontology annotation, biological process: extracellular matrix organization. Gene Ontology annotation, cellular component: collagen trimer. Gene Ontology annotation, molecular function: extracellular matrix structural constituent conferring tensile strength. NCBI's taxonomy places the organism in Eukaryota, Metazoa, Arthropoda, Insecta, Hymenoptera, Apidae. The record is from RefSeq and is a predicted model, not a curated record.
GGCUUCUCCCGCUGUCCUUCCUUCUUGCGCCCUGCUGCUGGUAUCUUCUGGUCCCGCAGUUGGCGGAGGCAGGCUGGAGAGUUCGAUUCUCUGGACACGAGUGUGGAGAUCACAGCGAGAGAGCGGGGGAGGUACAGCGCGAACAGUGUGAGAGCACACGAGCUCUCGCGGAACCGAGAGAAGCCUCUCUCCCGAUCCUUUCGGCGGAGGAAUUCUAGCUGGCGUGGCUCGGCGGCCGCCUCCACCUUCCUUCCCUCCACCCGAGUUCAUUCAGAGCCCUCCCUGGAUGGGACGGUCCACACACCACGUCUACUCGGUGCCGGGUUCCCCGCGAUAUUUUGUGACUGCCUGUCCGUGCGGUGCUCGUGUUAGCCUGUGCUCCUCGGCUCCCUAGACCCGUCGCGGAAUAGGGAGGUCGAAAUGACCCGGUUGGGAUUGCGAUUUGUCGCAUCCGCAGUCUUCCUGGCCGGGAUAGUCAGUGGGCAAUAUAAUCACACAUCAUGGUCGCACAAUCCUCCGCCUGUUGUUCCACUCGGACGAGGUGAUAUCGGAAAACCAAAUACUACAGAUGACGAUUAUAAUAUUUCACCACGAUGGAAACCUUUUGUUACGAACAACGAAGAUUCGGAGGAAGCAGACAGGCGGUACUUAAGUUCAAACGAUGAUCGAUCCAGAUACCCCGACGGUGAUGACUUUGGUCAGAGAACCGAUGACUUCGAAUUUCAAAGCGGCUAUGGUGGCCUGGAACAAGGAUCCUACAACCAGGGACAAGGAUCCUAUAACCAGGGACAAGGAUCCUACAACCAGGGACAAGGAUCCUACAACCAGGGACAAGGAUCUUACAACCAAGGACAAGGAUCCUACAACCAGGGACAAGGACAAACCCCUCUGGAUCCAUACAAUCAAGGAAGCGAUCCUUACGGUGAUAGAUCUCGAGGAUACGAUGACCCUUAUUACGGAAGAAGAGGUGAAGCUGACAGAGAACAAGGCCCCAAAGAUCCUUAUGGCGAUACCUAUGGAGAAAGCCAUGGAUCCAGAGACGAUUACGACCGCACAGAUCCUUACAGACGUGUCUACUCGCAAGGUCAUCGAGGAGGAGGAGGAGGUUAUGGCGCGGCUGGAGACUCGGACAAUUAUCCGAGCAGUUACACAGCUGUGCCAGUUCCAGGACACGUUAGAAGGCAAAACUGUACCGGUUCGGGCUGCUGCGUACCGAAAUGUUUCGCUGAGAAAGGCUCCAGGGGUGCUCCAGGUAUAAUGGGACCACAAGGUCCAAAGGGCCAAAAGGGAUUUCCAGGAACGGAAGGUCUUCUAGGGCCAAAAGGAGAGAAAGGUGAUCCUGGUCCUCAGGGACCACGUGGAUCAAAAGGUGACAGAGGUAAAAUGGGCGUGCCUGGAUUCUCUGGUAUAAAUGGUGUUCCUGGAGUUCAAGGUUCGCCUGGUGCUCCUGGUCUUUCUGGUCGUGAUGGUUGUAAUGGAACAGACGGUGAACCUGGUGUCCGUGGUCGUCCUGGAGAGCCAGGUCCUCGUGGUUUCCGUGGUUCUCCGGGGCCCAAAGGAGACAAGGGUCAACCAGGAUUCGCUGGUAGAUUCCCUGUAGGCCAAAAGGGAGAACCGGGUAUCGAUGGCGUCAGAGGACCGCCAGGUCCACCCGGACCCCAAGGAGAACAUGGGCUUUCAGGGCCAAAAGGUGAACGUGGCCUUGAUGGUGUACCUGGUCUUCCGGGGCAAAAAGGAGAAAAAGGUAAUAUGGGACUCAAGUUCGAGGGUCCAAAAGGUGAUAAAGGACAAAAGGGUGAGCUAGGUCCUCCUGGAACGUCUGGUCCCUUAAUACCAUUUGGUGUGAUUGAAGAAGUAACGGGUAAACAAGGAGACCGUGGUGAUAAGGGUGAAAGGGGACCGGAUGGUAUGAAAGGAGAACCAGGACCAAUUGGCGAUCAUGGUAUAAGUGGUAGUUCAGGUAUGAAAGGAGAAAAAGGACUUCCAGGAGCACCAGGUGUUCGCGGCAGGGAUGGUUUCUCUGGUCCACCUGGUCCACCUGGACGUAAAGGUGACCGAGGUUAUGAUGGAUUAGAUGGUCUUCCUGGUCGUCCUGGACAGAAAGGAGAACCAGGUCGAGAUGGGUCUAUGGGAGUUUCAGGCUUACGAGGACCUCCUGGUCCACCAGGAGGUGGCAAAGGUACACCAGGACCACCAGGACCAAAAGGACCACAAGGUUUCCCAGGACCUACUGGACCUCGGGGUGCCGAUGGAUAUCCAGGAGACCCAGGUCCGAAAGGUCCUAUUGGUCUAUCGGGAGGACCUGGUUCACAAGGUAUCCCUGGUCCCGAAGGAUUGCCAGGAGAAAAAGGAGGGAAAGGAGAGCCUGGCAUCACUGGAUUCCCGGGACCAACUGGCCCCCGUGGAUUCGAUGGUCCUCCAGGUCCAUCAGGACCUCGGGGGACGCCAGGAGAGGCAGGCAUAUCAAUUGUGGGACCUAAAGGAAUGGAUGGAUCGCCAGGUUUUGAUGGAGAAAAAGGGCAAAAGGGAGAACGUGGUUACGCAGGUUUUGGCGUGCCUGGAUUCUCUGGUAUAAAUGGUGUUCCUGGAGUUCAAGGUUCGCCUGGUGCUCCUGGUCUUUCUGGUCGUGAUGGUUGUAAUGGAACAGACGGUGAACCUGGUGUCCGUGGUCGUCCUGGAGAGCCAGGUCCUCGUGGUUUCCGUGGUUCUCCGGGGCCCAAAGGAGACAAGGGUCAACCAGGAUUCGCUGGUAGAUUCCCUGUAGGCCAAAAGGGAGAACCGGGUAUCGAUGGCGUCAGAGGACCGCCAGGUCCACCCGGACCCCAAGGAGAACAUGGGCUUUCAGGGCCAAAAGGUGAACGUGGCCUUGAUGGUGUACCUGGUCUUCCGGGGCAAAAAGGAGAAAAAGGUAAUAUGGGACUCAAGUUCGAGGGUCCAAAAGGUGAUAAAGGACAAAAGGGUGAGCUAGGUCCUCCUGGAACGUCUGGUCCCUUAAUACCAUUUGGUGUGAUUGAAGAAGUAACGGGUAAACAAGGAGACCGUGGUGAUAAGGGUGAAAGGGGACCGGAUGGUAUGAAAGGAGAACCAGGACCAAUUGGCGAUCAUGGUAUAAGUGGUAGUUCAGGUAUGAAAGGAGAAAAAGGACUUCCAGGAGCACCAGGUGUUCGCGGCAGGGAUGGUUUCUCUGGUCCACCUGGUCCACCUGGACGUAAAGGUGACCGAGGUUAUGAUGGAUUAGAUGGUCUUCCUGGUCGUCCUGGACAGAAAGGAGAACCAGGUCGAGAUGGGUCUAUGGGAGUUUCAGGCUUACGAGGACCUCCUGGUCCACCAGGAGGUGGCAAAGGUACACCAGGACCACCAGGACCAAAAGGACCACAAGGUUUCCCAGGACCUACUGGACCUCGGGGUGCCGAUGGAUAUCCAGGAGACCCAGGUCCGAAAGGUCCUAUUGGUCUAUCGGGAGGACCUGGUUCACAAGGUAUCCCUGGUCCCGAAGGAUUGCCAGGAGAAAAAGGAGGGAAAGGAGAGCCUGGCAUCACUGGAUUCCCGGGACCAACUGGCCCCCGUGGAUUCGAUGGUCCUCCAGGUCCAUCAGGACCUCGGGGGACGCCAGGAGAGGCAGGCAUAUCAAUUGUGGGACCUAAAGGAAUGGAUGGAUCGCCAGGUUUUGAUGGAGAAAAAGGGCAAAAGGGAGAACGUGGUUACGCAGGUUCACGUGGUUUCCCUGGUGACUCUUUGGAUGGUAUUCCAGGAGCACCGGGUGAAUCUGGCUUACCAGGUGAACCAGGAACUCCAGGAAAAGAAGGCACACCGGGAUAUCCAGGAGCACCUGGUGAGAAAGGAGACAUAGGAGGUCGUUGUCAAGACUGCUUGCCAGGAGCACAUGGAGCAAAAGGAGAUCGUGGUUUGGACGGCGCACCUGGACUUCUUGGUCCUCGAGGUCCCCCUGGAGAACGAGGGUUACUUGGAGAACCUGGUUCAGACGGACUACCCGGGCCAAUAGGACCACCAGGACCACCGGGGAAAGAUGGUAUUCCCGGUGCAUCUGGCCCCCAAGGAGAACCUGGUACCCCUGCGACAGUUUCAUUAAGUAUGAUUCAUUUGGAGAAAGGGGAGAAAGGUUUAAGAGGAGAAACAGGAAGACCUGGUCCGCCAGGGCCACUAGGUCCUCCUGGAGAGAAAGGUUCGCUUGGAUUUGAAGGCUUCCCGGGACCAAAGGGUACUGCUGGAGAUCGUGGAUUCCCUGGACAAGAUGGAACACCUGGAAGGCCAGGUAUUCCAGGCAAAAAGGGAGAUAGUGGCCUCAGUGUGAAAGGAGAACGUGGAGAACCAGGUUAUCCAGGUCAACAUGGUCAGAAGGGUGAACCUGGUUCCUAUGGACUGAAGGGAGAACCCGGUCAGUGCCCACCAUUCCAAUUAUGUGAUGGUCAAAAAGGUGAUAGGGGUGCUCCUGGUGAAAAAGGAGAGCCUGGACCACCAGGAAGAGAAGGCUUAAGCGGUGACAAAGGUUUACAAGGUUUUUCGGGACCACCUGGACCAAUGGGACCAAUUGGUGCACCUGGGCCAGUUGGACCAAGAGGAUUGCCGGGUCCUCGUGGUGAGAAGGGCAAUAUGGGACCGAUGGGUUUCCCUGGAGAUCCUGGUCGUGAAGGACCCAGAGGAUACCCAGGCGCUUCUGCAUUGAAAGGAGAAAAGGGUGAAACUGGAAUAACAGUCAAGGGUAGUCCUGGAUUGCCAGGCCCACCAGGAGAGAAAGGGGAAAAAGGUCUUCCUGGACCACCAGGAAAAGAUGGUCCUAUUGGCUACCCCGGUUUGCCAGGGUUUAUUGGAGAUAAGGGUGAUGUUGGUAUACCAGGAAUAAGUGGAUUACCUGGUGCACCAGGAGAAAAGGGAGACACUGGAAUAAUUGGACCUCCAGGUCCACCUGGUGUUGCAGGACUUCCUGGUACAGAUGGAAUUAAGGGUGAACCGGGAUUGUCAGGAUCUCCUGGCAGAGCCGGUCUUCCAGGAUUCCCAGGCACCAAGGGUGAUCGUGGUGAACCGGGUAUCGAUGGACCGAAAGGUUAUCCAGGAAGACGAGGUUUACCUGGUUCACCGGGUAGACCUGGUGCAGCAGGUGUACCUGGUAUGAAAGGAGAACGGGGUGAAAAAGGCUCCGCUGGCUUCCCUGGAUUACCUGGGAUGGAAGGCAAACCCGGUCGCGCUGGAGCACCAGGACCAAAAGGUGACAUAGGUCCAGUUGGUCCUGUUGGUCUCCCCGGUUUCAUCGGAUAUGAAGGAGCGAAAGGUGAACGAGGUCUACCUGGAUUACCAGGAGCCAAAGGAGUACCAGGUCAAGUGUCUGAGAAAGGACAGAAGGGUGAGCCUGGAAUGCCAGGAAUUCGUGGUCCGCAUGGCCCUCCUGGUAGAGAUGGUGUUGAUGGCGCCAAAGGAGAACCUGGGUUACGUGGUAUUGGUUUAGACGGAAUGCCCGGUCAAAAGGGAGAACCUGGCUUGCCAGGUCGUAACGGUUUCCCAGGACUUCAGGGUCUGAAAGGUGAUGCAGGAGUAAGAGGUUUCCCUGGUUUGAAAGGAGAUGUGGGGUUACCUGGCGCACCAGGUGAACCUGGAACACCUGGUAUUGAUGGAUUACCAGGUGAACGAGGUGAUACUGGUCCACCUGGUCCUAUUGGCUUCCCUGGUAUAGACGGUGAAAUGGGAGCUCCAGGACGUCCAGGACUUAACGGUGCCAAAGGAGACCGCGGUAUUACAGGUCCUGUUGGUCUUCCUGGAAUUCCUGGCCAAAUUGGUGAAAAGGGUGACCGUGGCUUACCUGGACCAACAAUUUCAGUCAAAGGAGAAAAGGGUGAACCAGGUAUUUCUGGAUUACCAGGUGUACCCGGAGAGAAAGGAGAUCGUGGAUUAGAUGGUCUUGUUGGUUAUGUGGGCGCAAAGGGAGACAGAGGUAUACCGGGUCCAGUUGGAGCUCCAGGGCCGCAUGGUCUACCUGGACUUAAAGGUGAUAGUGGACCACAGGGACGUUCAGGAUUACCUGGAAUAACCGUUAAGGGUGAGAAAGGUUUACCAGGCUUAUCUGGAAAGCGUGGACGAGAUGGACUACCAGGUCGACCAGGAGAAAAGGGAGAACAAGGUUUGCCUGGUCUACCUGGACCGAAGGGAGAUAUUGGACCUUAUGGUCAGGUAGGGCCACAGGGUGAGAAGGGUGAUAUGGGACUUAUGGGUCCUCCUGGUUUGCCUGGCCGCGAUGGAUCACCAGGGCCUCAAGGACUUCCAGGUUUACUAGGUGAAAGAGGCGAAAAGGGAGAUGCUGGAUUACCAGGAGUGCCUGGUCCUGUAGGACAAAAAGGAGAACUAGGAUUUCCAGGACCGAGUGGAGUAGAUGGUCUCCCUGGUGUAAAGGGUGACAGAGGUUGGGACGGUGUGAAUGGCUUGCCUGGUCCACCUGGAGAGAAGGGUGACAGAGGUUACCAGGGUAUACCGGGAUCGGUAGGCGUUGUUGGAUUCGAAGGCGAGAAGGGUGACAAGGGUGCUGACUGCAUCGAGCCACCAAUGGGACCGAAAGGAGAUCGAGGUUUCCCUGGACCAACUGGCUUGCCAGGAGUGCCAGGCGAGAAAGGAUUUGCAGGUCAGCCAGGACUCCCAGGAGUAAAUGGACAAAAAGGUUCACCAGGACCUGUAGGACCACCAGGUCCAGUUGGUUUGCCGGGAAUAGCAGGGCCUGUCGGUUCACCUGGUUUGCCAGGUCUCCAAGGUCCUGUUGGUCUUCCUGGUGUCCCAGGAGAACCAGGGAAACCGUGCGAAACAUCACCAGAUUAUCUUACCGGUAUCUUGUUGGUGAAACACAGUCAAAGCCAAUCGGUGCCUACUUGCGAAGCUGGACAUAUCAAACUCUGGGAUGGAUACAGUUUACUCUAUACGGAUGGCGAUGAAAGAGCGCAUUCGCAAGAUUUAGGUUAUGCUGGCUCCUGCGUACGAAAGUUCUCGACGAUGCCGUUCCUCUUCUGCGACGUGAACAACGUCUGUCAUUACGCCAGCCGCAACGAUCGUUCUUACUGGCUGUCGACUAAUAGCCCAAUUCCCAUGAUGCCUGUCGAGGAGACAGUCAUAGAGGAGUACAUCUCCAGAUGCGUGGUAUGCGAGGUUCCAGCGAAUGUGUUGGCCGUACACAGCCAGUCAUUGACAAUUCCAGAUUGCCCAUAUGGAUGGUCCGGUCUUUGGAUCGGAUACAGCUUCAUCAUGCACACCGGUGCUGGUUCUCAGGGCGGAGGACAAUCUCUGUCCAGCCCUGGAUCCUGUCUAGAGGACUUCCGUGCGACGCCGUUCAUCGAGUGCAACGGCGCCAAAGGUCACUGCCAUUAUUACGCGAACGAGUUCAGCUUUUGGAUGGCCACCAUCGAGGAUAGGCAGCAGUUCCAAAGGCCCGAAAAGGAGACCCUGAAGGCAGGCACCCUCAGGUCCCGAAUAAGUCGCUGCCAAGUGUGUAUAAAGAACACGUAAAAAAUACGUAAAAGCACGUAAAUCCACGUAAAAUUCUCGCGAUUAUUCCCGAUGAAUCCUCUCCUCUGUUCCUCGCGUCUCUGCUACCCUCCCGACCCCUCCUCGUCCUUGUUUCCGAUUUAACUGUUUGAACCACGCCGAUCACCUUGCAUCGUCGAGCAGAACGUCGAAGGACGGAGUGAUGGCUGGAAGGAAAGGUCGAAUGACGAUUUUCCGAUGAGAAUCUUCGCGACGAAGUCGAAACGAAGGGAGCCGAGGAAGCUUUUCUUCGUCGUGCUGACUUCUCGACCUCUGCCGCGAAUAUCUUGUCCCGAAAUGUUAUUUUAAUCUUCCUUUCCCCUCGAUUCUCUCUCUUGCUCUCUUAUUCCCUUAUACCCGGUACAAUUCUCCCCUCGCUUCCCCUUGUCCCUGUUGCGUCUUUGCCGUUUCACCUUUCUCAUUUCUCUCGCCGAGAAUUUCGUUUUACACUCGUUUUUACUUACCCGCCUUUAAAUCUCCCGCGCAUCGCUUCCCCCACCACCACCACGGAUUCGUGUACGCCGUAAGUUUUAUUACAAUAACUAUUCAAACAAGUGCCUAGCGUACUAUUUUCUAGCAUGUAAAAUAAUAUAUAUAUAUAUGAAAGUUUAUUAUAAAUAUUAUAUGUAUAUUUAUAUCUCGUAAAUCUUGUAUGAAAAGUAAGUUUAUCGUACUACCACGGACACUGCCCAUAUCCAAUAUGGCACACUUUACAUAUUGUAUAUUAAUAUAAACGAACUUAGCCUGGUAAUUGUGUC